Messenger RNA from Chlorella variabilis, 2832 nucleotides. RefSeq lists its product as hypothetical. Gene Ontology annotation, biological process: protein phosphorylation. The coding region runs from base 1 to 2832 and encodes 943 amino acids. The transcript is spliced from 25 exons. Gene Ontology annotation, molecular function: protein kinase activity; protein binding; ATP binding. The record is from RefSeq and is a predicted model, not a curated record. NCBI's taxonomy places the organism in Eukaryota, Viridiplantae, Chlorophyta, Trebouxiophyceae, Chlorellales, Chlorellaceae.
AUGUGGCGGGCGCAGCUGCUGGUGGCUUGCCUGCUGGCGGCGGUCGACGCCGCGGGACGCACGGCCGCGCAGCCGUCCGGCGGCGGCGACGGCAGCGGCGGGCCUCCCAGCGGCAGGGGCAGCCAGGCAGCCACCGGAGAGUGGGCUGCCGUGGGCAGCAGGCAAAUGGACGUACAGAGCCUUUUGUACCUGCGCAACGCCGUGGACAACUGGGGCGAGUUCUCGGCGGCCAAUGAGUUCAGAGGGUGGGACGCCUCCACGCCGCCCUGCUCCUGGAGCGGCGUCACCUGCAGCGACGACGGCACCAUCCUUACGCUCUCCUGGCAGUGCCGGGCGUGCGAGGUGCGGGCGGUGGGCACGCUGCCUGCGGAGCUGGGCGCCAUGCGCACGCUCGCCACCCUCGACCUGCAGAGCAACAGGUUUUACGGCAGCCUGCCGCGGCUGUGGGGCGAGGUGGACACGUGGCCGGCACUACAGAACCUGUACCUCAACGACAACAACCUCAGCGGCAGCCUGCCCCCGAAGUGGGGAGACCCCGGCUCGCUGCCCAGCCUGCUGCAGCUGCGCGCCGACAGCAACCGCCUCACGGGCACGCUACCCCAGGAGUGGGGCAUCCAGGAGACGUCCAUGCGGGAGCUGGGAUGGGGCACCCCCGGCGCCUUCCCUCAGCUGUCGGUGCUGGCGCUGGACGCUAACCGCCUCACCGGCACGCUGCCAGACAUCUGGGGCGCCUCGGCCGCCAUGAACUUUCUUCAGGAGCUGUACCUUCAGAAGAAUGAGAUGAGCGGCGGGCUGCCCGCCAGCUGGGGCGCCCACCACGGCAUGCCGCGCCUGCGCUUCUUCUUUGCGGCGAACAACCCGCUGGGAGGCACUCUGCCUGCGUCGUGGGGCCAGAACGGAUCCUUCCCGGAGCUCAAGACGCUGGAUCUCAACGCCACCAUGCUGUACGGCACGCUGCCGCCGCAGUGGGGCGACCCUCGGGUCAUGCCCACCCUGGACGCCAUGCGCCUUCAAAACAACGACCUCUCCGGCUCCAUACCUCCCGAGUGGCGCGGCUUCACCGCCCUCUCCCGGCUGAUCAUCCGGCCGGGCAACCCGCGGCUGUGCGGCCCGCCGCCGCCGGGCCUGCCUUACUCACUGUGUGACGACAGGGACCUCACCUGCCUGCGGGUGCCAGUAGAGCUCAACGCCACCUGCGGCCCCAUCCUGGCCCCGCCGCCAGCCCCUGCGCCGGAACCGCCGCCGGCUUCUGCCGCCACCAACGCCGCGCCAGCAGUAGCAGCAAGCGGGGACGUGACCGCUUUGCAGGAAGCGACCACGCAAGCCGCCGCGCCACAGCCUGGCGACGACAGUGGCGGCGACGGCGGCAAAGUGGGGGCUAUCGUAGGAGGCGUGGAAGAGGAGAUGGAGAGGGGCGGCCCAGGCGGCGGCUCCGGAGCCACCAACGGCGCCGGGCCGCUGCCGCCCUCGCCGUUUGCCGUUGUCGCGGAGCCAGUGCGUGCAGCCUACAGUACCUCCCACAGCAGCCGUACCGCAGCCUCGCCCGCCCCCGCCAGCAGCAUCCGCACGCCGCCGCCGCCCGAGCGCCGCCCCAGCCGCCUGGCCAGCCUGAUGCAGGGCAGCGGCCUGCUGCCCAGCAGCAGCGGCAGCCUGCUGUACCGCUGGUGCAGCGACUCCCGUACCGCCUCCCUGGAGCUGCCGCCCACGUCGCGGACGGAGGCGGAGGCUGCGGGCGGCGGCAUGCAAGUGAUGGCACAGAUUGCUGAGGAGGGGCAGGGCGGGUCGUUUGGGCACAAGCAGGCGCCGCCCGAGGAGGAGCGCCCGCCCAGCAGCCCGCUGGGCAGCGCCAGCACGCGCGCCAGCGGCAGCGCCAGCGGACGCCCCAUCACCCGCUUCCUGUCGCAGUCGCUGCCCUGGAGCGACUGGGAGAUCAGGCCUGAGGAGAUCGAGAUAGCCAAGCGCCCCGACGGCUCCGACUGGCUGCUGGGCAGCGGCGGGUUUGGCAAGGUGUACAAGGCGCUGCGGCACGGCGUGCAGCCGGUGGCGGUCAAGAUAAUCCCGGUGCUGGGCGACAUGCAGCACCCGGCGGCGCUGGCGGAGGCGCGCCAGGAGAUUGCCAUCCUGCGGGCCUGCCGGGACGUCAACAUCGUGCAGUUUGUGGGCGCCUACCUCACCCCCGACCAGACCAUGCUGGUGACGGAGUAUAUGGAGGGAGGGGACCUGCUGCACAACAUCGCGGCGGGGAGGGUCACGUGGUACCGGCGCGGCAAAAAGAUUGUGCUGGACGUGGCACGCGGCCUCGUCUUCCUCCACUCCCGCCGCGUCGUGCACUUCGACCUCAAGUCGCCAAACAUACUGCUGGCGCGGGAUGGCACCGCCAAGAUUGCCGACGUGGGCAUGGCCAAAAUUAUGAACCGGGACUACGUGACAGGGGUGGUGUCCACGCUGGCAUGGUCCGCCCCCGAGAUGCUGUGGGGCAUCAAGUGCACCGAGAAGGCAGACAUCUACUCGUACGGCAUCGUGCUUUGGGAGAUCUGCGCCGGGCAGGCCCCCGAGCGAGGCCGUCUGCGCGACCUGCGGGUUCCCGAGGAGUGCCCCGAAGAGGUGCGGCAGCUGAUCCUGGAGUGCCUGGACUCGCGCCCCUCGCUGCGCCCCUCCGCCCUGCAGCUCGUGGAGAGGCUCGCCGCGGUGCCAGCGGGCCCCGCGCCGCCCCAGCCGCGCCGCUCGGCAGACGUCGUGCAGCGGCGCGGCGGGCGGCAGGCGGGGGCGGCGGAUGCGGCGGGAGCGGGAGCGCCCGUGGCGGCGGAGCCAGCUGGGGCGCCGGUCGCAUGA